AAAUCCGUAUUGGUAUUGGUGUGUAUUGGGUUUGGGUGCAAUGAAGAAGCAGGUAGGCAUCAUAGGUGCUGGAAUGAGUGGCCUCCUAGCCUGCAAAUACAUGAGAGAAAAGGGUUUGGAUCCAAUUGUGUUUGAGGCCAAGAGCAGCAUUGGAGGCGUUUGGACUAAAACUCUCCACACCACCAAACUCCAAACUCCCAAACCAUUCUAUCAGUUCUCUGAUUUUGCAUGGCCAUCUUCUGUCACACAAGACUUCCCUCACCACCAUCAGGUCCUCGACUACAUUAAAGCUUAUGCACACCACUUUGACCUCCUCAAGCAUAUCCACUUCAAUACCCAUGUUCAAUCCAUUCACUUUCACUCUCAAGACCCUGCUGCUGAAGCCUGGCAUCUUUGGGGUGGAACCGGAGAGCCUUUCAGCUCCAAAGCAAAAUGGACACUCACUGUCCACAAUACCCAAAAGGAUUCCACUCAGCUAUACACCGUAGAUUUUCUGAUUCUCUGCAUAGGUCGCUUCAGUGAUGUUCCCAACAUUCCUGAAUUUCCGCCAAACCAAGGACCAGAAUUGUUCAGAGGCAAGGUCAUACACUCCAUUGACUACGCCUCCAUGGAUGCUCAGAUGGCUGCACAGUUGGUCAAAGGGAAACAAGUCACCGUGGUUGGAUUUCAGAAGUCUGCUCUCGAUAUAGCAAUGGAGUGCCAAGCAGUAAAUGGGGUUAAUUAUCCAUGCACAGUCCUGUACCGGACAGAACACUGGAACAUUCCAGACUACCUUCCAUGGGGCCUUCCUCUCACUUAUUUGUAUCUUAAUCGUUUCUCAGAACUCAUGGUUCACAAGCCUGGUCAAACCUUGCUCCUCAGCCUCAUUGCCACUCUUCUUGCACCUCUGAGAUGGGCAUUCUCGAAAUUUGUUGAAAGCCAUAUAAGAUGGAAGCUUGGAUUGAAAAAGUUUGGGAUGGUACCAAAUCAUAGUUUUGAUAAAGAAAUCAAUUCUUGUUUGAUCUCAACGGUUCCUGAGAAAUUCUAUGAGAAAGUGGAAGAGGGAAGUAUCGUGUUAAAGAAAGCUCCAAGGUUCUGGUUCUGCAAAGAGGGCAUAGUGAUUGAUGGAAAAGAGUCGUGGCCUCUGAAGUCAGAUUUGGUGAUAUUAGCCACAGGGUUCAGUGGUGACAAGAAGCUGAGGGACAUUUUUGUGUCUCCCACUUUUCAAAACCUUAUAGCUGGCUCUCCAAACGCAACCGUUCCACUAUACAGGGAGUGCAUACAUCCAGAGAUUCCGCAACUGGCGGUGAUUGGGUUCUCGGAAAGUGCUUCUAAUCUGUAUACCUCAGAGAUGAGGUGUCGUUGGGUUGCGGCAUUUCUGGAUGGCACAUUCAAAUUGCCAAGCAUUGAGGAGAUGAAGAAAGAUGUGGAGAAAUGGGAUGAAUAUAUGAAGAGAUAUUCGGGGCAAUACUACAGGAGGUCGUGUCUAGCUGCCUUGCAUAUAUGGUACAACGAUCAACUUUGCAAGGACAUGGGAUGGAAUCCCAGAAGAAAGAAGGGAUUCCUCGCUGAAUUAUUUCAGCCUUAUGGCCCUUGGGAUUAUUCUUCUUAAUCUAUAUCCACCCCUUGCCACUUUAAUAUACUAUCUAUAUCUCUUCAUUCAUUCUACUCACAGUGAUUUAAUGCUUGUUCUGCUUUUGCCACUUAGCAUAAACCUUAUUUUCUCACUAUCAAAUAAAUUCUUCAAUCAAAUCA
Messenger RNA from Cajanus cajan (pigeon pea), 1734 nucleotides. Its product is annotated as putative flavin-containing monooxygenase 1. NCBI's taxonomy places the organism in Eukaryota, Viridiplantae, Streptophyta, Magnoliopsida, Fabales, Fabaceae. Gene Ontology annotation, molecular function: flavin adenine dinucleotide binding; N,N-dimethylaniline monooxygenase activity; NADP binding. The record is from RefSeq and is a predicted model, not a curated record.